Rhodotorula graminis WP1 is the source of this 2880-nucleotide messenger RNA. RefSeq lists its product as uncharacterized. Gene Ontology annotation, molecular function: protein binding. NCBI's taxonomy places the organism in Eukaryota, Fungi, Basidiomycota, Microbotryomycetes, Sporidiobolales, Sporidiobolaceae. The record is from RefSeq and is a predicted model, not a curated record. The coding region runs from base 1 to 2793 and encodes 930 amino acids. The transcript is spliced from 3 exons.
AUGUCGCCCUCGACCGCGACCGAGUCCGACUCGAUCUCGUCCCUCGUCACCGCCCUGUCGCACGCCGACGACACGGCGCGCGAGAGCGCCCUCCUCUUCUCGCCAAAGUCGGCCCGCACCACCGGCACGGGCGCGACCGGCUCGACCGAGCCCCCGGGCGAGGCCACGCGCUCCCUCGUCGGCUCGGUCGAGGCGCGCAGCGGCGCACCGUCGCUCGACGAGGCGUACAGCGUUCGAGGCGACGACGACGAACGCGCGAGCGAGGAGGAGGCGCCCCACAGCGAGGACGAGUCGGUCGCUCGCUCGCGCGCCGCGUCGGGCGACACGGACUGGACGCACCUGAGCGAGCUGCGCAGGUCGCUCGAGCAGGCCACGAGCGAGCGCGAGCGCGCGCACCUCGCGGCGCCCGAGCCCGAGCAACCGCUCCUCGCCGCGAGCUCGAACGAGCCAGCCAGCGUCCUCGGGCCGGCGCUCAAGCUCGACGUCGAGGACCACGACGACCUCGCGUCCCACGUCAAGCUCGAGUCGGACGACGGCCACUUCCCCUCGGCCUCGGCGCCCGCCCUGUCGCCCUCGUCCACGCCGUCGCCACCCUCGUCUCGGCACGCGACGCCGACCAACGGCGCCCUGACCGACAGCCAGGAGGACGCGCUCCUCGCGCAGAGCGUCACACGCAGCCAGAGUGACUUCUCGCACUGGCUCGAGGAGACGAUGCGGCUCGCGAGAGGGGACGGCUCGUCAACGAUCGAGAGCGACGAUGCCCUGUCGUCCAUCAUCGAGGCGACGCGCCACGUCCAGCUCGGGUGGACGGCCCUGUCGCAGGACCGCAGCGUCGAGUCGUGGAGCGAGCGCGGCGACGGCGGGGCGGCCCUGCCUGACGAGGACUUGACGUUGACGACGGUCAGGACUCGCGAGACGGUCGUCGAGGGCGUCGAGGAGGACGUGGUUGUCCUCGAGGGCGCGCAGGAGGCGGCCGAGGAGAUCCAGAACAACAACUCGCUCGACCACCCCGCACGCCCGGCGCCGUCGUCUGCCCGCCCGUGGCAGCUCCUCUCGAUCGCGCUCGCCGCCGCCCUCGCCUGCACGCUCCGGCCGCAGCCGUUCCGCCCUGCCUCGCACGAGGUCGCUCUCGAGCCGACCCGGUCGCUCCGCUACGUCCCGCUCAACGAGACGGCGCAAGUGAGCCACUUCGCGACGCCCAUCCCGAUCGGCUCGAGCGUGACCCUCCCUGUCGUCGCCCUCCUCGCGACCCUCCUCGUCGGCGCGUCGGCCUCGGUCCCGCUCCUGCUCCACCGCCGAGCCCGAGCCGCUGCGCGCCCCGAGUGCGUCGCCCGCUCGCGCUCGGCGACGCCGCCGUCGCCUGUCGCCGUUCGCCGGUUCGACCGCGCCACCUCGCCGCUCCUCGAGCUCAACGGCGACGCCCUCCUCCGCGCACGCGAGCUCCUCCCGAUGGGCAUCGAGCACUACACGUCGUCGCGCCUCACCGACGCCGCCGCGACGUUCGUCGAGAUCGUCUCGCUCGCGUGCGCGCCCGCCGACAAAGGCCUCGCGAGCGAAUGGCUCGGCCGCACGCUGUACCGCCUCGCGCGCACCGGCGGCAGCAACCGCGAGGCGCUUGAGCGCGCCGCCGCCGCGUUCGAGCGCGCGAUCCGGCUCGACGGCGGGCGGGCGACGCCGCGCGCGAGCCUCGGCCGGGUCAAGUUCCGCCUCGGCGACUACGAGGGCGCCGUCGCGGCGCUCCGGGCGGCGCUCAAGCGCGACGAGCAGCUCGCGUUCGCGCACGAGUACCUCGCCAAGGCGGUCCUGCGCGUCGAGCCUCGGCCGGCAGAUGCCGCCGCCGUCAUCGAGCAGCACCUCGGGCGCGCGAUCGCGCUCGACCCGCUGUCGUACACGGCGCUCGCCGCCCUCGGCGAGUACCUGCACCUUUCCGGCGGGCCUGCACGCCUCGCCGAGGCCCGCACGCUCCUCGAGCGCGCCGUCGCGCUUCGCGCCGACUACCCGGCCGCGCACGCGCGCCUCGCCAUGCUCGCCAACGAGACGCUCGACGCGCCGCGUGCCGCAGCGCACUACGCCGCGCUCCUCGCGACGCGCCACACGGGCCUGCGUGACCGGGACGCGCUGCGCACCAGCGAGCGCGCGUGCGACGGCUCGGCGCCGUUCCUCGGGUGGUGCUUCGUCACGCGGCCGGGCUCGGCGGAGCGCCGGGUCGUCCUCGAGCGUGCGGUGAGCGAGCACUCGCACGACGAGCUCGUGCGCGUCCUGCACGCCGUCGAGGCGGCGUCGUCGUCGUCGUCGGUGCCGGCGGCGGCGCUCCUCCUCGAGGAGCGCGAGGCCGUCCUCGCUCGUCGCGCCGAGCGCUCGACCAUCUCGGACGACCCGACGACGCACGGCUUGUGGGCUCUCGCGCUCCUCGCGCUCGGCGGCGCGGCACGCACCGACGAGGCGCAGCGCAAUUGGGCCGCGUUCUGGGAGGAGGUCGUCGCCGGGCGCGGUGGGGCCGGUCGCGGCGCCGAGCUCGACAAGGAGGUCGGUUUCCUCGCCAUGGCGUACUACGAGGUGCAGCGAGGCAAGGAGGAGGAGGCGGCGGCGGCGCAGGGGCAGGACGCGCCGAGGGUCCGUGCGCGAGCAGUUGGAAGGAAGGGAGCGGCCAAGGCGCAGGCGGGCAAGGGCGUGUCGCCGAGGAAGACGUCACGCAAGGUCAAGCGCGAGCAGGACGUCGAGCCCGUCGUCGUUGCCGAAGUUGUCGAGCCGGUGCCGCUCAGGAGGAGCCCGCGCAAGCAGAUCAAGGCGUGAGGAGGGAGGAUCCGGUUCUCGUAACGACUGUACUCGGCCGUGCCCUCUCUAUCUUGUAUCGUCGAUGACAUUUAUGCUCUCUCUCUC